This is a messenger RNA of Rotaria socialis, 1663 nucleotides long. Lineage: Eukaryota; Metazoa; Rotifera; Eurotatoria; Philodinida; Philodinidae. The record is from the annotation of a GenBank genome assembly.
AUGAAUACGGAAUCCUUUGGAACGGGAGCUCAAACUGGCCAGUCCUUCGGAUAUCUACUCACUGAGUUACCGUUAUUAAAAUAUUUUGCAUUGAACGAUUCCGGUCAAGUCAAUACAAUGACAUAUUUGGAUUCGACUAUCACCAAUAAUACUGUUGUAAGUCUAACAAUGUCUUUAACUGGUUAUGUGCGUUGGACAUCGAUAUUGCGUCGAUUUGAAAAAUUGAAAGUACUCACGAUUGACUUUCGUUUCCAAAAUGAGAAAAAACGAGUGGCACCUCGAGAUUCCACUUCGUAUUAUGGAAAUCAAAUACAAGAAAUAUUACCGAUCGGUUAUCCUAUUCGACUUCGUCACGUCAAAAUCUAUCAAUACAAUAUGAUAUUGGAAAAUGUUGAACAAUUAUUUCAACUCUUAAUUUCACCAACCUUAUCGACUCUAUGCUUAUUUAAUUGUCAACGUCCUUUUACGAGAUAUCCGCAACCGAAAAGACAACCUCCGUUUCUCGAUGGUACACAAUGGCAUGAUUUGGUGAAAAACUAUUUGCUACCAACGAUGAAGCGAUUCUAUAUCGAGUACGAAGAUGUUGAUAAUACAAUGUCCAUGAGAAAUAUUGCCCAAGUUAAAAAUAAUUUUAUGAAAUAUAGUGGACAAAAUUUACCAUGGGAAGUAACCUGUUCGUACGACCCAAAAACAAAAUUUCUUUCUUUUGAUUUCAUUUUUACUUGAAUAGAUUUCAGUUCAAUUUUCGUUGGAUUAAUAAUCACUGACAAGUUUUGUCUCGGAGAGGGUGGGGGGAGGUUGAGUUGUAGGUACUAGGAUGGAACACUGGAGUUAAUCGAUCUUUACCGGCACCUGAUCUAUCGAGAACAGGUUCACCGGUAAUUGGUUUUAGGCUUAUAACAGUUUAUACCUGUCUAUAUCGGAUUCCAUCGGUUUAAAGUAUACUCGUUUUCCAAAAUUUUUGACUUCUUUCAUCGGGGAAACAGUUUUUUGAUAUUUUGCAUGAACGUUUCUUUCGAAAAAUCGAUCAGGGUGCCCAUGAAACAGGCUGACUCCGUGAGGCUUCAACUAACUCAACGGCACCAGAAACACUUGUUUUGGAUGAGUAUGUGAGUGUGCAUAUGUUCUACUCUUUCACUGGCACCUACACUUGCAUCCAAUAUCAUUUUAAAUAAUAUCAUUAUCAACAGUAUCAGCACGCAGUGCCAUAAUGACAAGUAUCACUGGUCAGUGUGACUCGCUUGACCCUUGACUGAAUUCUCAGAUGAAGGUUGGGAGGGCACACGAAUGCUAAUGCUCGCGUUUGUUUACUUGUACAUGAUGAUAUGUUUGUUUUUAUGACUCUUAUUCUCAUGAAUGAACACAACUAAAACAAUACCUAUGAACGAAAAUGAGUUGGAAAUAUUGAGAAAGAACCACACUAACACAAGAAUGCUGACAAGUACAACCUUUCGGCAAAGUCGUUAACGAAUUUGACCUCCUGAGAGUGUGGUCUGAAUGGGUCUUCCUUUGUUGAGCACUCACACCCUAUGAAGGGUUUCUACGAAUCUCGCUGAUCAUAGAUCAACAUAUAGAACAUGUCGAACUAAAUCACUAUUUAAAACUUUGUAAAACGAAAACUAUCGUAUAUUCAAAAAAAUACUAAUACAUGGUCGAAGCCACA